Eutrema salsugineum is the source of this 1575-nucleotide messenger RNA. Its product is annotated as UDP-glycosyltransferase 85A5. NCBI's taxonomy places the organism in Eukaryota, Viridiplantae, Streptophyta, Magnoliopsida, Brassicales, Brassicaceae. Bases 51 to 1502 code for a protein of 483 amino acids. Gene Ontology annotation, molecular function: UDP-glycosyltransferase activity. The transcript has 2 exons. The record is from RefSeq and is a predicted model, not a curated record.
AUAUGUACACACCCAUUCUUCAUCUUUGUUUGGCACACUGAGAAAAAGAAAUGGCAUCUCAUGCAGAUUUUAGCGGACAAAAACCACACGCAGUUUGCGUGCCUUUUCCGGCUCAAGGCCACAUAGACCCGAUGCAGAAAGUGGCUAAACUUCUCCACGCCAAAGGUUUCCACGUCACCUUUGUCAACACCGUCUACAACCAUAACCGUCUCCUCCGGUCCCGUGGGACCAACGCCCUCGAUGGGUUUCCUUCGUUCCGGUUCGAGUCUAUCCCUGACGGUUUACCGGAGAUAGAUGGGGAUGCAACGCAGGACCCCCCUUCCCUUUGUGAAGCCACGAUGAAGAACUGUCUAGCUCCGUUCAAGGAGCUUGUCCGGCGAAUUAACGCCGAAGAUGAUGUUCCUCCGGUGAGCUGUAUUGUAUCGGACGGUGUGAUGAGCUUUACUCUUGACGUUGCGGAGGAGCUUGGAGUCCCGGAGGUUCUAUUCUGGACCACUAGUGCUUGUGGCUUCAUGGCUUAUCUACACUUCUAUCGCUUCAUCGAGAAGGGUUUAUCUCCACUCAAAGAUGAGAGUUUCUUAGACACAAAAAUAGAUUGGAUUCCAUCGAUGAGAAACCUAAGACUAAGGGACAUUCCUAGCUUCAUCCGUGCGACUAAUCCUGAUGAUCACAUAAUUCUCAAUUUUUUUCUCCAUGAGACCGAUCGAGCCAAACGUGCUUCUGCUAUCAUUCUCAACACGUUCGAUGAUCUCGAGCAAGACGUCAUCCAAUCCAUGCAAUCUAUUUUACCUCCGGUUCACUCUAUUGGACCGCUCCAUCUACUAGCCAAACAAGAGAUCGGUGAGGACAGUGAAAUCGGACGGAUGGGAUCGAAUCUAUGGAGAGAGGAUACAAACUGUUUGGAUUGGCUAGAUACUAAACCUCGAAACAGUGUAGUUUAUGUUAAUUUCGGUAGCGUAACAGUGAUGAGCGCGAAACAACUCGUGGAGUUCGCUUGGGGUUUGGCUUCAACAGAGAAAGAUUUUUUGUGGGUGAUCAGGCCGGAUUUAGUGGCCGGUGAUGUGGCGGUGGUUCCGACAGAGUUUCUAAAGGAGACAGAGGAUCGAAGGAUGUUGUCGAGUUGGUGUCCUCAACAAAAAGUCCUUUCUCAUCCGGCGAUCGGAGGGUUCUUAACGCAUAAUGGAUGGAACUCGACGCUAGAGAGUAUCUCCAGUGGAGUUCCAAUGGUUUGUUGGCCAUUCUUUGCGGAGCAGCAAACAAAUUGUAAGUUCUGUUGCGAUGAGUGGGAGGUUGGGAUGGAGAUAGGUGGAGAUGUGAAGAGGGAGGAGGUCGAGGCAGUGGUUAGGGAGCUGAUGGAUGGAGAGAAAGGAAAGAAAAUGAGAGAGAAGGCGGAGGAGUGGCGGCGCUUAGCGGAGAAUGCGACGGAGCAUAUGCGUGGUUCGUCGGGAUCAAACUUCCAGAUGGUUGUUGACAAGGUUCUCCUUGGGUAUAAAGCAGUGUAGAUGUAUAAGAAGGUUAUAAAAUAGAGUGGAUGUGAAAUUUACGUUUGAUAGUGAAAGUUAUGAAUUUUGUAAA